Messenger RNA from Loxodonta africana (African savanna elephant), 1779 nucleotides. RefSeq names its product KIAA1143 ortholog. The transcript has 3 exons. The record is from RefSeq and is a predicted model, not a curated record. NCBI's taxonomy places the organism in Eukaryota, Metazoa, Chordata, Mammalia, Proboscidea, Elephantidae. Bases 44 to 511 code for a protein of 155 amino acids.
ACGUCAUAAGUCAGCUUUGGGCGCUGUUGUUCCCCAGACCGCCAUGAGCAAGCGGAAUCAGGUGUCGUACGUGCGGCCUGCCGAGCCGGCGUUCUUGGCCCGCUUCAAGGAGCGGGUGGGCUACAGGGAAGGGCCCACCGUAGAGACCAAGAAAAUCCAGCCUCAGCUCCCAGAAGAAGAUGGUGAUCACAGCGACAAAGAAGAUGAACAGCCCCAAGUAGUGGUUUUAAAAAAAGGAGACUUGUCAGUUGAAGAAGUCAUGAAAAUCAAAGCAGAGAUAAAGGCAGCCAAAGCGGAUGAAGAACCAGCACCAGCUGAUGGAAGGAUCAUGUAUCGAAAACCUGUCAAGCGUCCCUCUGAUGAAAAAUAUUCAGGUUUAACAGCAAGUUCAAAAAAGAAGAAGACAAAUGAAGAUGAAAUAAAUAAGCAGGACUCAGUUAAAAAGAACUCAAAAAAGCAAAUCAAAAAUAGUAGCCUCCUUUCUUCUGGCAACGAAGAUGAAAAUGAAUAAUUGUACAUAUUUUGGACUUAGUCUCCUUUGAGAGUUUAUGGGAUUUUUUUUAAGAUAACAUUUUUUUCCUAUUAUAAAACUGUUGAUCUCGCGUCAAUACUCAGACGCAAGAUGCCAACCAUACAGAAAUUAACUAUUAUAAAUAUUUUGUUAUUUCCCGUGUAUGGGUAUGUAUGUAUGUAAAUUAUAUAUUUUUUAAAACAAAAUUAAGAUUAUAUAUGCCCUGUGACCAGCUUCUCACUUAACAUUACAAGCAUUUUCCGAGGUCAGUAAAAUCCAAAAACCUGACAUGAUUAAGUGGAUCACCCCUUGCAUCUUCCUCAUUAGCAGAACCCCACUUUAGGUGGGAAGAAUGAUACCUCCACAGCUCCUGACGGGUGAUCAUGUGACUCAGCUUUGGGCAGUUAAGAGAUACAAGCUGACAAAAACCAGUGGUGUUCUGAUGUAAAGGGGCAGACUUGGCGAGCGUGAACUUCUGUCCUCCUCUCAUCCUGCCUGGAGCACGGAUGGGAAACCUAGGAGUGCCAGAGCCAUCUUCAGGUGUAAGGAAGGCAGCAGCUUGGUCUGGCUGGUACAGUGGAAAGGUGUGGAGCGAGGGUCCCUGGUGGCAUGCCUCGUGGGGCUGCUGCACCAGCUGUGACCCCUGGACCUCUUGAUACAUGAGCACAGUCAUCAUCCUGCUCACUUAAGCCUCUGUCAGGUUUCUGUUACAUGUAGCCAAAUGCAGUCCUAACUGAUACUGUAAAUAACUGCAAUAAAACAGUUCAGAAAGGCUUUUUCAGAAAUCUGUGGGUACAUUUCUGAUGAUUUCCUUAGAAUAAAUUGCCAGACGCAGAAUUAUUGGGUCAAAGCAUUUGAAUAGUUUUAAAGCUAUUGAUGCUUACUGUCAAAUUGUUUUCUAGAGAGGUUACCUAAAAUUUAUUUCUUACCAUGAGAUGGUAAGAAAUACCCGUUUCACCUCAACCAUGAUAACCGCACCAGCCUUGGACUGGCGCCAACCUUUUAAUUUUUAUCAAUUUGAUGUACUGAAAAUGGUACUUAAUGGUUCAAUUUAAUUGGCAUUUUCUUUGCUCUGCCAGGGAUGCUAAACUUUUUCAUACAUUCAUAGACUAUCUUGUGUUUUUUUUCAAUUAACUUUCUGUUCAUUUUCCACUAGUAUAGUCAUAUUUUUCUUACUAAUUUGUAAAUUAUCUAAUCUAGCAAUCUUUUGCUCUAUUUUUGUUGUUCUGUUUCUCAAUCUCUAUUAAAUAAAUAAUUAUAUUCUCUUG